This is a messenger RNA of Diprion similis, 1859 nucleotides long. RefSeq names its product neuronal acetylcholine receptor subunit non-alpha-3-like. The record is from RefSeq and is a predicted model, not a curated record. The transcript is spliced from 8 exons. Gene Ontology annotation, cellular component: neuron projection; membrane; synapse. Gene Ontology annotation, molecular function: neurotransmitter receptor activity; extracellular ligand-gated monoatomic ion channel activity; transmembrane signaling receptor activity. Bases 49 to 1386 code for a protein of 445 amino acids. Gene Ontology annotation, biological process: signal transduction; nervous system process; chemical synaptic transmission. Lineage: Eukaryota; Metazoa; Arthropoda; Insecta; Hymenoptera; Diprionidae.
UGCGUUGUCACUAUUCUACUCUAAGCGACUUCAACGUUUUCCUCUGUCAUGCAGUUGAAAUUUCUAGUCUUGGUGCUCGACCUUCUCGCCGUUUACAGCACGAAAUUUUGCGUUGACGCAGCCCAAGACUACUGUACCAGUAAUGUAGAGAGUGCUUCGGCCACGACACGCCUGAAGAAAAGGUUGCUUUGCGAUUACGAUCCCACUGUUCCUCCCGGAAAUCCUGGUGAAUCAACCGAAGUCCAGCUCUCUCUGCAGCCAAAAUUCAUCGAUUUCGACGAAAGCUCAAAUACUAUGGUAUUUCACGCUUGGUUGGGAAUGUUGUGGCAAGACACAAGACUGAAAUGGUCCGAUGAAGACUUACCCAUACUUCACGUAUCGAGCGACGAAAUUUGGGUCCCACCUAUAGCUCAUUACAACUCCGCGGGAGGGAGCAGGGGCCCCAAUGGAAUACCGAAAUCGGAGUGUCUGAUGUUUUCUGAUGAGCUGACGGUUUGUGUAGCAGGCUUAAAGUAUGUUUCAAACUGCGUCACGGAUUACCGGAACUGGCCCUUCGACAGACACAAGUGUACAAUAGUUCUUGCUUCCUGGGCUUAUAAGGCGGAGGAAAUAAAUUACAGCGCUUUCAAUAAUUGGGGCAUCUUUCCGGAACUAGGCGUAUUCGGUUUUACACCCAACGCCCAAUGGAAGCUCCUGUUACUUGAGCAUACUCAGGUAGAAGAUGGGAUCGCUGAGGGUUACACAUUUCCAACGAUCAUAUACACCGUCGUUCUUGAACGGAACUCAGACUCCAUGCGAGCCGUCAUUUUAGCGCCUGCAAUUCUGCUAGUCGUACUGACUUUAACGGUGCUCUGGUUGGACCCGAUUUCCGUUGAGCGAUCGGUAGUGGCAGUCCUCAACUUGAUUUGCAAUCUAAUCUGUGUCAUGAACUUGAACGAGCAGGUCCCUUUCAACGGUUCGACCACACCCUCGAUAUUGGUAUUUCAUCAGGGUUCCAUAGUUAUUGCCAGCCUUGCUCUACUCCUGACGAUUCUCCUGCGUCAAAUGAUGAAAUUGUCGGUUUCCGCUCCUGACUGGUUGGCAUCGGCUGCCUCCUCAAUCCUGGCGAGCAGGGCUGGACAAUUGAUCCUACUUACAACUUUGGACCCGAAAGCUGCUGCGGCUGUCAGAGCAGACGAAGAAAAUGCUGGAUUGACGACCUCGAGUGAUUCUUCGAUUAAAAUUAAGUCCGGAAGCACCAACGUUUGGCGGCAUUUAGCCGCUCUACUAGAUCGUCUGGCUUUCGCCACUGUCUUACUUACAUAUCUCAUUAUGAUAAUUGUUCUCACACCUAGGAACGACGUCUUUGAGGUACCCGAUGUGCCUUCGUUUGAUUUCCGGUUCUAGCGAAGUACUUUGUCUUUAUAAGGUCUGCAGGCAGUGCGAAAUGGACGCCGACAGCGACGAGUUAAACAGGAUCAAGGUUUUGCGGUGAUAACCUUGAACCGAAAAAUUUUCGUUCGACAUAACUUGAUGAUAUUUUGAAUGAGUAUCGAAGGAAUGUUGACCCUUUGAUCAGUCGUUUACUUACGUUCUACGGAUGAUAAAAUAUUCCAGAUUUCCAAAUUUUUCACACGUAUUGCAGAAAUCGCAAAGGACUUUCAUCCGACGAUAGAUCAUUUUACAAAUGUCAAGUGUACAAAACGUUCACCACCUACAAUUUGGGACUAAAAAACGUCAUUUUAAUUCAUGUAGGGGAGAUGUUUCUCUACCGCACGAAUUGAUGCUUGCAAAUACGUUGAGACCGGAAAUGAAUCUUAAGAUAAUCGUGAUGAAUUUAUGUGAGAAGAAUUGACAGACCGUCGAUCACAAUAUGUAAU